AGGUUGAGCAGCUUGCAUCUCGCCUCCUUGUCUGCCGUUUCGUCUGCAUUUUGGGCUUAAUGCGGUUCUGACUUGGGUUCCUUUUAUAAAAUAAAAAGGGGGGGGGGGGGGGUCGGUUUUUGCUGAAGCUAAAAGUUUCCACUUGCAGAGAAUACUUUCUUUUAGGAGCUCCCCUUGAGGUUUAGUUUGUUUUCGGGCCUCGUAUUCUCGACAAAACAAUGGACGGCGAGCAACUGAUGAGUAGUGAAUUCGACGAUUCGUUCAAUGCCCUCAUGGUUUCUGGAGGUGGUGAGAGUGGACAGUCACAGAAUGGGGGCACAGGAACCAGCUUGUUAGGUUGGAAGGACCUUCCCAUGGAGCUGCUCCUGAGGAUAUUAUCAAUGGCUGGAGAUGACAGGAUGGUCAUCGUGGCCUCUGGUGUCUGCACCGGUUGGCGUGAUACGUUAGAAUGGGGAGUCACGAAUCUCUCUCUUUCGUGGUGCCAGGCUCACAUGAAUGACUUAGUGAUGUCACUUGCUCAGAAAUUUGUGAAGCUGCAGGUUCUUUCUCUACGACAAAUUAAACCUCAGCUUGAAGACAGUGCAGUGGAGGCUGUAGCAAAUAACUGCCAUGAUUUACGCGAGUUGGAUCUUAGCAGAAGCUUUAGACUUAGUGAUCGAUCCUUGUAUGCUCUGGCACAUGGGUGCCCCCAUCUUACUAGGCUCAACAUCAGUGGAUGUUCCAAUUUCAGUGAUGCUGCUUUGGCCUAUCUCAGUAGUCAGUGCAAGAACCUGAAAUGCUUGAAUCUGUGCGGGUGUGUGAGGGCAGUUUCUGACAGAGCAUUGGAGGCCAUCGCCUGUAACUGUGGCCAGCUGCAGUCUUUGAACCUAGGCUGGUGUGAUAGUGUAACCGACAAGGGAGUGACCAGCUUGGCAUCAGGAUGCCCUGAACUUAGGGCUUUGGAUUUGUGCGGCUGUGUUCUUAUAACAGAUGAGAGUGUGGUCGCUCUCGCGAACGGCUGCCCUCACCUGCGGUCGCUGGGGCUCUACUACUGCCAGAACAUCACCGACCGGGCCAUGUACUCGCUGGCGGCGAACAGCCGGGUGAAGAGCAAAGGCGGCCGGAGCUGCAGGGACGCGGCGAGGAAGAGCGACGGGCUGGCCAGCCUGAACAUCAGCCAGUGCACGGCGCUGACGCCGCCGGCCGUCCAGGCGGUGUGCGACUCCUUCCCGGCGCUCCACACCUGCCCGGAGCGGCACUCCCUCAUCAUCAGCGGCUGCCUCAGCCUCACCUCCGUGCACUGCGCCUGCGCUCACCACCCGCACCGCCCCGGCAGAGCCAUCCUCUCCAACCACGCCUACUAGCUCGUCUGUCUCCUUGUAGAUGUUAGAAGUGAAACUCGUCUUUGCGAGGGGAGGAGUUGUAAAUUAAAACCCCAGGAUUGC
Oryza brachyantha (malo sina) is the source of this 1424-nucleotide messenger RNA. RefSeq names its product F-box protein SKP2A. Gene Ontology annotation, molecular function: protein binding. The record is from RefSeq and is a predicted model, not a curated record. Gene Ontology annotation, cellular component: SCF ubiquitin ligase complex. Lineage: Eukaryota; Viridiplantae; Streptophyta; Magnoliopsida; Poales; Poaceae. The transcript is spliced from 5 exons. Gene Ontology annotation, biological process: SCF-dependent proteasomal ubiquitin-dependent protein catabolic process. Bases 219 to 1343 code for a protein of 374 amino acids.